UCAAACAUUCUCUCAUUCAAUUUCGCCGUCAUUUGUAUGGAUCCAUCGUCAAGUGAUGAGCACGGCGAUAAUCACUCAAAAUUAUCAACAUCGUUGAACGAUACUUCAACAGAAUAUUACACUUUCACCAGUUAUGAACGGUCGCUUCUUACCUCAACAGUUGCAAUCGCUGCGUUGAUUGCCAACUUCCCGGUGGUAGCACUCGUCAACCACUUUGGUAUCCGUACCGUUUUGACUUCGCUUGGUAUUCUAACUGGAGUGUCAACAUGCUUGAUACCUAUAGCUAUUAAAGCUGGUUUCUACUAUUUCUUAGCGAUGCGCUUCUUUCAAGGUGUCGCCUUUGCAGCUAAUUUCCCUGUGAUCGGUAGUUUCUGCUCGAGAUGGGCUUACUAUAAGCAGAAUGGAAUGUUCGUCUCGUGUUUGGUCGCAUACAUCCAACUUUCACCCGUAAUGACAAUGCCCCUGUCUGGAGCGCUAUGUGAAUAUAGUGGAUGGCAGUCUGUAUUUUAUGUGCACGGUGCAUUCUCGCUGAUUGUUUUCAUUACAUACGGACUGUUCUAUCGGAACAAUCCACAGAAACAUCCAAUGGUCACGGUGACGGAAUCAAGUAAGAUUGCAGUUGGUAAAGUAUGCGCGAAUAAGGCGGAUUUGAGGAAUAUUCCCUAUGCGGCAAUCCUGAAAACGCCAGCCGUAUGGGCCGUAUGGGUAGCAGCAAUUGGGAACUUCUUCUGCGUCAACAUGCUAUUCCUGUUCUCACCAAUCUACAUCAACAAGGUGUUGGGUUUCGAGGUACGAUCAACUGGUCUGGGUGCAGCAUUCGCACCGCUCGUACAGUUCUGUGUGAAACUUUCAAUUGGUAUAAUCUCAGAUAAAGUGAGAUGUCUGUCAGAAACCAAUAAAUUGCGAAUGUUCAACUCGGUCGCUUUCUUCGGUUCAGCUGCUCUGCUCUCACUCUUGUCAGUGAUUAGCGUUGAGUAUAGGUCUCUGUGUAUGGUGGUGAUGGGUUUGGGUGUUGGCGUACUUGGUGCUACCACAGGCGGUUUCUUCAAAUCCGGACCACUUAUUUCGAAACAGUACAGUCAUUUCGUUACUGGGAAUGUUUCAUUGGGCAUCGCAAUAACAAUGCUUUUCGUGCCCAUCGUGAAGAAUUUGCUUGCACCAGAGAAUACCGCACAACAAUGGGGUUUUGUCUUUAACGCAACUGCAGUCAUGAUGGUAUGUUUUUUGGGGAUUUUCAUGUUCAUAUAA
Messenger RNA from Anisakis simplex (herring worm), 1248 nucleotides. The record is from the annotation of a GenBank genome assembly. Lineage: Eukaryota; Metazoa; Nematoda; Chromadorea; Rhabditida; Anisakidae.